Rhineura floridana is the source of this 1403-nucleotide messenger RNA. It is a transcript of the gene NSFL1C, whose product is annotated as NSFL1 cofactor. Gene Ontology annotation, molecular function: ubiquitin binding. NCBI's taxonomy places the organism in Eukaryota, Metazoa, Chordata, Lepidosauria, Squamata, Rhineuridae. Gene Ontology annotation, biological process: Golgi organization; autophagosome assembly; nuclear membrane reassembly. The record is from RefSeq and is a predicted model, not a curated record. Gene Ontology annotation, cellular component: nucleus; cytosol. The coding region runs from base 110 to 1219 and encodes 369 amino acids. The transcript is spliced from 9 exons.
CAUCGGCGGGCGGAAGCAGGAAGUCGAGCUCUGAGGCAGGAGGAGGAGGCGGCCACUGGAGUGGGUGAAGUGGCCGGGCCGGAGCGGUUUGGCGGUUGCACCGGGCAAGAUGGCGGAUCGAGAGGAGGCGCUGAGGGAGUUCGUGGCUGUGACCGGGGCCGAGGAGGAGCGGGCGCGCUUCUUCCUAGAGUCGGCGGGCGGGGACCUGCAGAUUGCCCUGGCCAGUUUUUAUGAGGAUGGAGGUGAUGAAGACAUAAUCACGCUCCCACAGCCAGCUCCCAGCUCUGUUAGUAGGGGCACUGCACCCAGUGACCACAGGGUGACAUCAUUCCGAGACCUUGUCCAUGCUCAGGAAGAGGAGGAGGAGGAGGAGGAAGGACAACGGUUUUACGCUGGGGGUUCAGAGCGAAGCGGACAGCAGAUUGUUGGUCCACCAAGGAAGAAGAGUCCCAACGAGCUGGUGGAGGACUUGUUCCGGGGGGCCAAAGAGCAUGGAGCCGUGGCCGUCGACAGAGCAGCCAAGAGCCCCGGGGAAGGUGGCAGGCCAAAACCCUUUGCAGGCGGAGGGUACCGCCUGGGAGCUGCUCCAGAGGAACAGUCUGCUUAUGUUGCUGGAGAGAUGAGACAGAACGCCGCCCAGGAUGUGCAUGUUGUUCUGAAGCUGUGGAAGAGCGGGUUCAGCCUGGACAGUGGAGAUCUGAGGAGCUAUCAAGACCCAUCCAACUCCCAGUUCCUGGAAUCCAUCCGCAGGGGGGAGGUCCCUGCGGAGCUUCGCCGGUUGGCACGCGGUGGGCAAGUGAACUUGGACCUGGAGGAUCAUCGCGACGAGGAUUUCACAAAGCCCAGAGGUGCCUUCAGGGCUUUCAGUGGAGAAGGACAGAAGCUGGGCAGCACUGCCCCCCAGGUGAUGGGUGCAAGCUCCCCAUCUCAACAGGCACAAAACGAAGCCAGAGCCAUUUCCUCCGUGACCAUUGACGAGUCGGAGCCCACCGCCAACAUCCAGAUCCGCCUGGCUGAUGGCGGGCGGCUUGUCCAGAAAUUCAAUCACAGUCACAGGAUCCGUGAUGUUCGGCUCUUCAUAGCAGAUGCCAGGCCCGCCAUGGCUGCCACCAGCUUCGUCCUCAUGACCACUUUCCCAAACAAAGAGCUCUCGGAUGAGGACCAGACCCUGAAGGAAGCCAACCUGCUCAAUGCCGUCAUUGUCCAGCGGUUAAUAUAAGGGCACCUGCUCCACCGGCUGUCUGGGCCCACCGUGUGGCAUGCCACGCAGGGCAGUGCCACGGCCAUGUCGUAGCGCUGGGUUCCAAGCUCUUGGGUUGGACUCUUUAGUUGCGUUUCCCACCGUUUGUUUUUAUUUGUGCUGAUCCAUGGACUUAAAAAAAAUAAAUUAAACCAAACACAAA